AUAGACGAUGUCCUAAUCGUUUGCUGUGAAUACGCAGAAUCACCAAACACGGAAAUGUGCUAACUCUGCAUUAUGUUUUGUUAUCGUCGUUGAAUGCAGAUACACGAAACAUUGUGAUGACUAACUGUCAAGAAUUUGUACAUUCGCUCUUUGUAUCGAGUUGAAAAAAUUUAAAUGGUUGAAAAAUCAUCGCUCAGCUAUGAAACAAAUUUUUAUUGUUGAACCUACAUCUAUAUAACAGCUGAUAAAAGCCAAUAAUUUUCGUGGAUAUGUCAUUAGCAGUUGUUCAAUAAAUUGUAGAAGAUGAACUUUUUGAUCAGCCUUUUCUUCAUAACAGUUAUGUUUUUCAAAAUGGUGGAGUCAGACAUAACUAAAGCUUACAUGGAGUAUUUCAAUGCGCAAAACGAUAAAGUAGAAAAACCGAAGAAAAAAUGUACCUGUGAUUCAGGCAAAACUAAGCAAGGCUUAAGCGCAAGGGUCGGCAUAGACAACUGUGUCGAAAUCACUCUGUAUACAAAGAGUAACGUGGAAGGAGUUAUCAUCAGUGAGGAACUCACGGAGGGCUUCGACCCAGAUAAGAAGACUGUAUUACUGAUCCAUGGUUGGGCAUCUACAGGGCAUCAUCAUUAUGUUCAAAUUGCAAGAACGUUUGCAGAGAAAAAGGAUAUGAAUGCUUUAGUAGUCGGGUGGCACAGCCUUGCUUAUAAUUGUUACUAUGCAGCCGCUUCUGCCACUCAUUGUAUAGGAAAAUAUAUUGCAACGGUGAUGGUACAAAUUGUGGACACUUUAGGAGCUGACCCAGAUGACUUCCAUAUAAUUGGUCACAGUUUGGGAGCCCAUAUUGCUGGGUAUGCUGGGGAUUUUUUCAAGGACAUGCAUAGGGAAAGAAUUGGAAGAAUAACAGGUUUGGAUCCUGCGAAACCUUACUUUACAGUAGUAUCAUUUUUGAAAGCUUUGAUAAAAGGCGAUGCGGAGUUCGUGGUAGUGGUGCAUAGCUGUAUUGACAAUGUUCUUGGAACAGACAGAGUAUUGGGGGAUGUUGACAUUUUUGUGAAUGGAGGAUCUUGUUCUAGCCAUCCACAAUGCGAAGGACGAGGACUUAUUGGAACACCAACUUGUGCCCACUACGUCCCCGUAGCCUUAAUAGAAUAUUCUAUCAACAAUGGACCGCUGAAAAUGAAAAAUUGCGGAACCAACGAAGCCUAUGAGGAGUGCACCGGAGACGAAUCUCAGUUUAGCUACGAUCAACCAAAAGAUGGUACUGCAGGACUGUAUUACUUAAAAAUGGAUGCAAGCGUUAAGUUGAAUGGGUUGGACUAGUUUACUUAUUUUAGAAUAUCCAAAUAAUAAUGUUAUUUGAUUUCGAGUGUAAAUUAAUAUAAUAUACUCGUAGUUAUAGAUAAUGUUAUGGCAAAAUCAUACUAUAGGGCCAGUCAAGUCACUCCGGCUAAUUCUGUAAGACAAGUGGAUUUAUGUGUUAUAGUUAGAUUAUUGCUUCCUAAUCAUGUGACGGAUUCAAAGCAAAUCAGAUUCAUUAUGCAGAACUUAAGAUUUAUUGACUGAAAAAGUAUACACUGUGAACGGUUACGAAAGCUAACUUCAUAAUCUUUAUUUAGUACAAGGUGCCAUCUUGAUCCGUGGAAUCAGCUCUAAUUUCAUCCGGAAAUCUUGUAAUAACUGCUGUAUAGAUUGUAAAUAUCAGACAAAGCUUAACCUAUUUUGGCUUUAACUACCUCAAUUUCCCUGAAGUAUUCCUGCAUAGCUUAUUUAGAAUUUUCGGUUCAAUAUCUCCUGUUGUUUUCAUUUUCGCUCAUCACUGUUGCUUCGUGAUGUCAUGUGUCACUUCCUUGAUCCAAAAGUGUAGUGCUGUUCCGCCUGAUUUGAUGUCCGGAAGCCUUGGGUUCCGUGGCCGAACUCCCAGAAACUUCACUCUUUGGUCGUAGCUCCAUGCAACUUUGCGAAUUUAGUCAGAAAGGGAGUCAAAUCGAUUGAUCUCGUUAUGUUUUUAUCCUACGGGGAUGUUGGUCGUAGGUGGUUUCCCCAAAUCUUCGACGCAGCCUAGCCGAAAUUCUCUUGGCCACACUUCAAGGAAGGUAAGCCGACUCGUAUUAUCAUUGAACCCGGUUCCAUAUUGUAUUUUUGUUUAAGGCCUUUUUCACCUUUUUACUUUUUGCUGUUUUUAUUCCUGACCUUUCACUGAGCCUGCGUACGCCCGGAAACUAUCCAUUUGAAAAGUUCAUAUUUUGUUCAAACGCUAACUUCAAGAACCCCUGAGGAAGGGGUGAUGUGAAGACGGCGUCUUCAUCCACCAUGUUCCGGUAACCUUCAUCGAAUCGCAGCCAGAGCAGCCCACUUCACUUAUUACAAAGAUCUAAUAUUACGUAUUACAACUUAGGUAAUCCUGUGGUAUGCAUACCCCCGGAAACUUUUGAUUAGUCAUUGAUGUUGUUUCACACAUUGAAAAUUUACUGAGUAUACUGUUAUAAUUUUUCCAGCCACCUAUAGGUUUUAUAUUUACAACUUUCAGGUUAUAAUCAUUAAUAUAUCAUAUACUAGGCGAAAAAUCCUUAUAUGCCACGACAUAAUCCACGUGAUCUUGUAAGAUGAAACAUUAGAGUAAAUGCAGGUAAUUUGGAAUACCAGUUUGUAAAACAAUCAUACUCACCACGGGUUGAGAGCAACAAGAGUGAAAACCACACUUACAGUAACUGAAACUAGUGUAUUAAUAGCAUAAAAAUAAACAACAGUCUUAUUCUUCUAUAAAUGGCAUAAACUUUGGUUUAUAUAUAAAAUCACUGAAAGGCACCAAAUACCUAAUAUGAAUAUAAUUUGGAAUAUGGUAUUCCAAAUUAUGUUCACUUUUAAAUAAUAGACUUUUAACUUAAAGUUCAGUUCUGAAAUCUAGAUAAGUCUUACUUAAACUAACUAAGACUAUACAGGGUGUUCCAUAAUUAUUGCGACAAAAUGAUAGGGGUUGUAGAGGGCAUAAAAAUAUGCAAUUUUGCCUUAUAAACCCCUGUUCGUAAAUAUGCCGUUUGAGCACUACCGCUAAUUUUACCUUAAGAGCUCAUAGGAGAAACAAAAAAUUCACCAGCUGCAAAAUGUUCGUCUAGCACAUUUCAUGGUCUCGCCGGUUUGUAAAAAAAAGCCUGCUGUGUUUACAUUUUUGUUAUCGUAAAUUCUCCACACCGAUUCAUUUAAUUUAUAUGAGUGGUGCGUCAAACUAUGUAGAUAGUAAAUAACAGUACCUUAGUGUUAAAAUGCAGCGUUAUUCGUAUGCGGAACUUGCGGAUAUGCAUUUAAUUUACGAAGAAGCUGGUGGUAACGAAAGACGAGCCUCGCGAAUCUACGCCCAACGGUUUCCAGAACGUCCUCAUCCGCAUCACGCCAUUUUUGCAAGGAUUCAUGGAGUUGAGGCAACCAAACUUUGGUCGCUACGUUUUGUUCACUGACGAGUCUUGUUUUACAAAGGACGGUUAUUUUAAUAGCCGUAACAGUCACAUUUGGGAUGAAGAAAACCCUCAUGGCAUAGCCAUCCAGACCAGAGACCAACAUCAGUUUUCAAUUAACAUCUGGUGCGGCAUUGUGGACGAGCAUAUCAUCGGGCCAUAUUUGCUUCCACCACGUUUGGAUGGGCAUGCUUAUGGUCGAUUCUUACAGCAUGUGCUACUGGAACUAUUAGAAAAUGUGCCACUGAACAUAAGAGCCAACAUGUGGUUUCAACACGAUGGCGCUCCAGCCCACUUUUCUUUACAAGUGCGGCAGUAUUUGGACGACAAAUUUCCAAAUAGGUGGAUAGGUCCUGUGCCUUGGCCUGCGCGGUCACCCGACCUGACCCCACUGGAUUAUUUUCUCUGGGGCCAUCUGAAAGCUUUAGUGUACGAAACUCCUGUUCCCAACCAACAAGAGCUACUGGGAAGAGUGAUGGCCGCGUCCGCACAUGUUCAGGACAUACCGGGGGUAUGCCACAGAGUUCGCCGAUCAUUGAACAAUCGUGCACAGCUGUGUAUUGAGCAAGGUGGAGGACACUUUGAGCAAUUACUGUAGGUAAGCUGUUUCAAGAAACUGAUCUUUUUUUUUUGUUGCAGCCCAAACGGCAUGUUUCCGAACAGGGGUUUAUAAGGCAAAAUUGUUCAUUUUGAUGCCCUCUACAACACCUAUCAUUUUGUCGCAAUAAUUAUGGAACACCCUGUAUAUAGACUUUUCUAUUCUUUGCAAAAAUCGCACACAUAGUAGCCGUGGUCAUAGCCAGCGCAUUCGCUAUGCACCCAUCCUUCGCACAUGAGACAUUGGACCCAUUCCUCUCAACUUCGAUCAUCUGCAUAUUUUCCAUCACAAAAGAAACUAGUGCAAUCAUCUUCUGUUGGUUGUUUCACCUGAUCUUCCUUGGGUAAUUCCUCUUCUGACUCGUCCGACUUGAAUGUAGCAUCACUAUCAGAGUCCGUAAACUCUUCUUGUAAUAUCAUUCUUUUAGCAGCAGUCUUACCCUUACGUUUCUCUUUUUCAUCAAUUUCUUUACCUUUUCUCUUUUCCUUUUCUUUUUCUUGCUCUUUACCUUUAUUUACUCCUUUUCCCUUGCCCUUGCUGUUCUCUUUGCCCUUUCCUUGAACUACAUGUUUAUCCUGAUCUUCAUUUUUAGUGAGUUUUUUCUGCCUUUCAAUCCUUCUCUUUCUGCUUCCUCCAGUUCGUUUUUAUAAGGUGAAUUUGAAAUAAUUUCAGAUUUUCCCGAUUUGCGACCUCUAUUAGAUGUGCGUUUCCUAGUUGUGGGAAUAGGCGAAAUAUCAAACGGUGUGGUAACGGAGCCACUAUGAGAAGGGCCUGGGCGGUUUUCUUUUUCCUGUUCUAAUAACGCUGAAGUAUUCGGUUGUUCUUUGUAAUUUAUUGAAGUAUCACAAGGGCUUCCAGGCUGAAUAAUGGACGGUGACAGAUUUGUGAUUUCAAUUCUGUCCUCUUGACAGUUUGCGCUGAGAUGACAUGCUUCUGUUAUCGAUGGAGGUUCAUCUGGCAGUUCACUGAUGUUUGAUUGAUCUUGUUUUACAUCAUGAGCUACUGCGACAUAGUCUGAAUCUGUGAAGACGUAUCUAUUAAAUGGAUAAAUUCCCCCGAUACUGAAGCCUCUAGCUGAAUUUCUCCAGUCUGGCAUUUACGAUAUGCUUUACCAAAUAACUCUACAAUAUCAUAAGCUGUAAGGGGUCUAUUAUUUUCGCGCAACCACACCCGAAUUUCCUCGCUAUAAUAGGUCUUAAGGGGACCCAUGAAGGACUUAUCCAUGGGCUGAAUUUUAUGUGUGCAGUGUGGUGGCAGUGAAACCAAGGUUACGUGAUUUUGUCUCGCUUUAUCUAUGAGCUCCAGGUUUUUUGUAUGACUAAAGUGACCAUCGAACAAGAGAAGAACUGGUGCCGCAGCAGAUGGUUUCACAUAGUCAAUAAAAUGCUGGAACCAUUGCGUGAACAAAUAUGUCUGUAUCCAACCAGAUGGAUGUGCCCGUCCAAUCGAUCCCACAGGUGCGCUAAGUUGGUACGCUAUUCUUCUCAUAUCCAUUUGAGUCAAACCAUAUAAUUUAUCUUCCAUUAUAAGGGCGUAAUUUACUAGCAUGUCCUCAAACGCUUUAUCAAAGAGUGGUUUGCGACCAAUCUUUUUUGAAAGAAGUUCUGGCAUUGAAAGUUCUGUUUGAUUUGUAAGCCGAAAUACAGUAGUUCUCGGUACGUUAUAAGUCUUCGCUGCCUUCAAAUACCCCAUCUUUUUUUCUCGAACCGCUUGUACUGCAGCAGCCAUAUCUUCUUCAGACCACUUCUUUCGUUUUUUGUAUCUGUUAGUGGAAGAGGGCAUUGCUAAAACAAAAAACAAUCAAUUAUAAAGAAGCCACAAAGCAGAAAAUACGAAAAAGAAACGUAUGUGCGCUAAAUGUGCAUAUAAUUCGGAAUAUUCCAAAUUCACUCCACCUGCCGUAUACCAAAUUAACAACAAACCUUACCUAACCUUAAAAUGUUGUGAUAUAUUUAUAUCUACAAUUUGUAGCAAAAUAAGUAUUAAUUUCAAUAAUUAAUAUACUAAACUGUGUAUUUGUAUCAGUGUAAACAUCUGAAUAUGCUUAAAAGUUGAGAUGCGAAUGGAUUACUUAUUUAAAAAAAUUCACAAACAGUACUUCCACUUGCACGAUAAUUGCCACGACACUAACAACACAGCGCCCUCUAAGCCACGGCUUAUUCGUUGACUGCUAUGUAGACUAUCUGAUACCGAUGUUUCUUAAAAGAUGUCGCUGCUAAUAACUUAGUUUCUCCAGUAUUCCAAAUUACCAACAGUAUUCCAAAUUACCUGCAUUUACUCUAUGUUAUGGGGGUAGAUUUCUAAAACCGUAAUAAUCAUAAGUUGAAAUUGGCGUCAAAAACGCGUUUGAUCGAAAAUCUCGAAAACUAUCAAGCCUAUGUAAAAAGUAAUAGAAACAAGUUUGUAACAACUUUAAAUUCCAAAUUCUAAAUAGUGAACAGAUUACGAUAAGUUUGAGGGUAGAGGUGCAUGUAUGUUAUGUCAGGCAGCAGCGGUGGCCGCAGUAGUAGACUGUUCGGUCUCCUGAUCAGUCGCCGUGCGCUGUGCGGGUUCGAGUCCCGUCCCAGGAGAAAUUUUUCUCUUGGCUAUGGAUGUUGUGAUUGUCCGUAGGUGGUAGAUGGUCUCUGACUGUCGAACGCGGAGGUACCACCCGGCGGUUCUCGUAGGCGGAGCCAGAAUGUGUGCAUGUUGCAUGCACACGUGUUCCCUCGCCAGAGUCUGUGUGGCGUCCCCCCUUUCCCAUGUAUCCCCCAUAGCCCCACGGUACCCAAUGGGUGCUUAGGCCUUAGGCCUUCGUGGUAGUUGGAAUAUAAAAAAAAAGUAGUAGUAGAAAGAUUUAUUUAGCACAUUUGGCCACGUGAACAGAAUAAUUGUAAACAACUUAGAACUAGUAAAUUCAAGCCAUAUGAUGUAUGAUGUAAAUGCUGGGCAACCUAUAAUUGUAGAUUUAACAAGUGAUUUUUCAAUUUUACUUUAAAUUUUGUCAAAGUUUUCUGAUCUUUUAUCUCUGAGUAUAUACGUAAUUUAUAAUUUUCAAUCCUUGAUGGAAUACAGAUUUGUAGCAUAUGUUAUACUUUUUGGUCAUUAAAUGGAAGUCAUCUUUAUUUCCGAUAUUAUGUAAAUGAUGGCCGACAUUUGAUGAUGUUAAAUUAGUUAGAUUUGAUGGAAAUAUAUUAUUUUUUACUUUAUAAAUGAAUAUCAUUACAAGAUAUUUGAUAAAAAAUUUUACAUUGAGGCAUUUGAAUUUGCUAAGCAUUUGACUAAUUCGAGUAUAUUUAUCUUUAUUCAGUAUUAUUCUCAUGAACUUAUUUUGUAAAAUUUGCAGACUUUCAAAAAUGGAAUUAUUUGCUAAAUAUAGAAUAGUCGGACAGUACAAGAAAUUUGGAAGAAUGAUGGUAUUACAGAUAAUUUUUCUGCUAUAUGAACUCAGACAUCCAGAAACUCUCGAUAAAUAUCCCACUUAACUAGUAAUUUAUCUAUAACUUUUUCAUAAUGAAUAUCAAAAAUUAAUCGAGAUUCAACAAAAACCCCCAGGUAUUUAAAAUUUUCUACGAACUCAAUAUCUUCACCAUCAAUAUUCAGCUGAACAUUUGUACAUUGUUUUUUUCCGAUUAACAAGGCUUUCGUUUUACUUGUAUGUAAUUUUAGUCUGUUAGAUGCUAACCAUUUUGAGACAAGCUUAAAGUCUUCAUUUGUAUAAGAGCUACCAGUCUGAAUAUUUUUAGUACUUAUAUAAAUCAUAGUGUCAUCGCCGAAAAUCUGAAUUUUGCAUUUUUUUACUAAGGCAGGUAAAUAUGAUUUAUGUAUAAAAUAAAAAGAAGUGGUCCCAGGAUACUGCCCUGUGGAACACCCAACGUAUUUUCAAUUUUUGAUGAAAUAGUGUCAUUAACUUUUGUAACUUGCAUCCUUUUAGACAAAUAAUUUCUAAACCAAUCUAAAACACUUCCUGAUAUACCAUAUGCCUUCAAUUUACCUAACAAAAUAUCUCUAUCAAUCGUUUCAAAUGCCCUCUUUAAAUCCAAAAAUACUGCUAUGACAACUUCUUCUGAGUCUAUGGCUCUUCUCCAAUUCUCAGUUACCAACUGGAAAGCCGUUUCUGUGGAAUAUUUUUUUUGAAAGUCUGCUUGCGCAUCCACUAAAAUUUUGUUUUCUUCUAUAAACUGCAUUAAUUGGUCAUGCACUAUGGACUCUAAUAAUUUUUCAAUGUCUGGUAACACAUUUACUGGUCUCAUAUCGCUAGAUCUUUUAGAAUUCUUUAUUUUGGGAACUGGUGUUAUUGUAGAGCAUUUCAAAUUUUCAGGAAAAGAACUGCUUCUCAGAGAACAAUUGAUCCAAUUUGAUCCAAUUUAAUACAGGAUAUCCCAAAAUUUCGGCACAGUUGUUAUUUGAUUUUAAACUGUUUACUUUUUUCUUAGAUAAUUAAAUGAUACGCUUUGAAAUUUUGAAAGUGUAUGCAACAUUUCCCCCUGGAAACUGAUUUUCAUAUAGUCAGGUGCAGCAUUGGCAGUACCCACAAUAUCAACAAUACUUUCCACAAAAUAUUUAUUUGGUUUGUUUGCAAUCACGAAAGAAUUUGUUUCGCUACCGUUUUCGAAUUGAACUUGAUUCACACAAUCAUGCGGCUUCGAAUUGAUCCGUCUCUUGAAAGUCUUCCACAUCUUUACACUGUCGCACUUGUUAUUAUCGAUUAGUUUAUCGUGGAAUUUCCUCUUUUCUUCUCUAAUUACAUACACACAUUUAUUCCUAAGAGUUUUAUAUACCUCCCAAUCAUCAUUUGACUUUGUGAAUAUACAUUUAUUGUAUUGUUUGUCUCUCAAAUUUUGAGCAGCGUUAAUAUUUUUGUUAUAUCAGGGUGUAUUUUUUGUCGAGCAAAUCACUUUUUUAUCAGUUGCAAGAUCUAAACAAGUUUUUAUAUUUUUUUCCAUAUUCUCACCAAAAUUCCAAUAGCAGCCAGCAAGUUCUCGUUCAAGUUUUUCGUACUUAAUAGUAUUUACGAUUUUCUUAAUUUUUGUAUCAGAAAAAUGCGCUACCAAGGGCAGCAUUGUCCAACUGUGAUCACUAACUUUAGGUGUAUGUACAGCUUUAAUCCCUGCACAUUCGAAAUUAACAAUAACAAGAUCUAACAAAGUUUCUGGAAAUGAUGUUAUUCUGGUACUCUCUUCAACUUUUGCUUGAACCCAUAGUUAUUUAUGGUUUCUUUCAAUUUUCUUGUUUUCAUGCUUUUACCAUAAUAAUUUAAAUUAAAAUCACCUAAAAGUAUUAUAAUGUUUCUAAAAUUCCACAUUUCUUCGCAUUUCUUUUCAAAAAACGUUAAAAAUGUAUCCGCAUCAGUGUUUGGUGAACGUUUCCCAAAUAAUUUGAACUGUAUAUGUGCAUACCAGUAUGCAUAGUCUAAAGUGGUACAAUCGAAUAAUUUGAUCUGUAUUUUGAGGUAAACAUAAAUCACUACACCUCCAGUAUGGCUGGAGUUGGAGUUGCAUCUGUAGGUUUUAUAAUUAGUAAUUUGUAAUUCACCAUCAGUGAUGUCUUCUGUGUUUCGGUAAGACAUAAUACACGCUCAAUUUUCCUUUUAUAUACUUCACAAUUUUUGUCAAAUGGUCCAUGAUUAAUAGGUAAUCCUAGAUUAAAAUCCUGGUUUGCACUUUUACAAUUUGUACAUUUCACUGGUACUACAGUUUUCUGUUGAAUGUCCUUCUAAUCCACAAGUAAUACAUCUCCUGAUUUUGUGCAGUAUUUAGCUGUGUGGUUAAAUCCGGUACAUUCAUAGCAUCGCAAAACAUUGAUGUACUCGAAAACAGAGCAAACAGACAUGUCGAUAAAAAUAACACCCUGAUUCAAACACACUUAAAAGUCACAGUAUCCACUUCUAAAAUUUCUUGAUAUUUAGUUUUCAUUUUCUUGACUGUAAUUACUCUCAUAUGUGAAUUUUCUUGAAAAGAUUCAUUUUGUGAUUUUAUAGUAUUUAUCUUCUGCAUAUUCUUGACAAAAUCCAAUAACUUUGAUUUGUGAUUGUUUACUUAUCGCUGAAGUUUUCACUGUAUAUGUUUCUGGCAUUUUUGAUUUUAUUUCUUUAUGUAGCUUCUCGAUAUCAUCUUUUGUUUUACAUUGGAUUUUCACCCCACCACCCUUCAAUUCAUAAACUUUUUCAGUAGCAAUUUUCAAACUGGUAGGAUUCACAUAUAUAUUUCAUAUAUAUUUUGUUAAUCUUCCCGGUGAUCCUUGGUUGAUAUUUUUAUGUGUGGUCUUUACCAAUAUUUCGUGUCUGUGUUGGAGCGAAUAAAAAGAGCAAGUGUAGUAGUUAAUAUUGCUAUUUAUAUCUAUGUUCGCCUAUAAUUCCUAAACUAACAGACUAAGCGUAUAAAGACUACCAUCCUUUUUUGUAGAGAAUAAUAUUUUCUAUAAAAAGGCCCUCUACGUUAUUUCGACGCCUUGAUCGUUCUUCAGGUAUUAGGAGCGAAAAUAAAAAGUUCAGCAUCAAUAAAGUCGUGCAGCAUACUUCGCACUGUUGUCAACAUGUUGUCACAUGGGGAAUAACUCCAUAAGUCAUUAUAUAUUAUAAGGAAUAGAUUUUGUUUGGGUAUUGCCCAACAAAAUCGUUUCUAUUAUUUUUUAGUAUCGACGGUUUUCAAGAUUUUCAAUUAAAUGCGCUUAUCAAAAUUGCGGCAAAUGCUACUUAUCAUUGGGAAGCAACAGUCUAACAAUACCACCAAAAAAAUUCAUACUGAAGCAGCGACGGAGCAGCGGAACAUCUCUGACCUGCCCUAAAAGUACCUCUAUUCACCUUAAGUUUAUUUAAAUAAGCCAUAUUCGGAGAAAAUUCGAAACAGUUCUAUCUCUACAACGAAAAAAUAAGAUGGAUAUGACAAGUACAAGUUUAGUGGAGCAAACUUAUUAAUACGCCUGUCUGGAACUUGAAACAAAAAAUGCGAUUCUUGCACUAAUACGGUAGUACACCAACUCAAGGCUCACUCUGUCAUCAUAAUAACUCAAUGACAUUCUUUGUGACAAAAUUUAGAACAUAAAAGGUAAAGUUUUUAUCUGAAAUUAAUCUUAUUAUGAAUGUGAAACGAUCCAUCAGAACGUUUAUCUGUGGUACAAGUUUUCUGUUGAAAUCAGAGUAAAGUGUUUUUCUACUUUUAUGUAGUUGGUAAUAAAGGUAAAUACAAAGGA
This is a messenger RNA of Acanthoscelides obtectus, 11217 nucleotides long. The record is from the annotation of a GenBank genome assembly. NCBI's taxonomy places the organism in Eukaryota, Metazoa, Arthropoda, Insecta, Coleoptera, Chrysomelidae.